Molecule: messenger RNA, 840 nt
Organism: Colletotrichum higginsianum IMI 349063
Lineage: Eukaryota; Fungi; Ascomycota; Sordariomycetes; Glomerellales; Glomerellaceae
Product: Malate dehydrogenase
Exons: 2
Coding region: 1-840 (279 amino acids)
Source: RefSeq, a predicted model, not a curated record
AUGCGUUGUUCAACAUUGUUGGUACCGAGUCUAGCAUCCCUUGCCCUUGCUGCACCAACCUACCCCACGCUCAAUCUUCAGGCCGCGCUGCCGGGCUUCAUCGAGCACAUAUCCGAGUAUUUCAACAUGCUCGCAACCAAGGUCCAAGCCACUCGGUACCUCUCUGCCGCUCCGGUCUGCGAUCUUUCCGCUGCCAAGCUGCCCCAAUGUGAGCGACGUAAACACUUUCAGGAGUCUACCAGUGCUGACUUGCCUUCAGCCGCCAUCGAGACACUUGGCGAGCCCGAGCAGGGUCUGUCCCUGAUGCACAUCGCCAUCGGUCGCGGGACCCAAAACUACACCUGUGACACCAAAAACGCCACAGCAGUGCCCGUCGCCACCGGUGCUAUCGCGACGCUCUUCAACGCCAGCUGUGUCGGGUCCUUGUACCCUGACCUUCUUGACAAGCUGCCGAUAGUUGCCAUGGACUUCAACCUCACAGAGGAGGAGGUCAGCCGCCGCCUUGGGCCAAGCAACCUUGCCAUAUCGGGCCACCAUCUUUUUACGGGUGCUGGGGUGCCACUAUUCAAGCUGGAACCGGACGGAUCGCCCAUCGGGGACGCAUACUGCGCCAAGAACGGUUCCAUGCCCGCACCCCUCACAGCGCAGACUGGCCAGCACGGCGAGGCUGCCGUCGCGUGGCUCAGAUUGAAGGUUAUCGAGCCCAGUAGUGGUGGUCUUCGGGAGGUCUACAGGAUACAUACUGUCGGUGGCAGCGCUCCCGCUUCUUGCAAGGGCCAAUCCGAGGCUUUUGAGGUACAAUAUGCUACACAAUAUUGGUUUUACUCGGACGCUUCGUAG